AUGCCACCACAAGAAAAGAAAUCUAGUCUCAAAGAUAUGAUUGGCAAGUUCAUCUCCACCUCCGACUCCAAAUUCCAAGCUUUGGACAAAUACAUUUCCGUCUCCGAGGAUCGAUUCCAAAACCUUGAAGCGGGCCAGCGACAUCUUCAAGCUUCUGUGCAUAAUUUGGAAACACAAGUUGGGCAAAUAGCCAAGCUACUUUCUGAGAGAAAUCAAGGCAGCCUGCCGAGCGACACCGAAAUCCAUCCGAAGCAGAAGCAACAUUUGAAGGCCAUCUCACUCCGGAGCGGCAAAAAGUUUCAACCGAGAAACUCCGCUCAAACCGAUAAAGAUACAAAUCCAGAAAAAGAUGCGGACACCACUCAGCCCCAAAAGCUCGUGGUGCCAGAAUACAAGCGAAAAUUCCAUUUCCAUCAUGAAUCCACAAGGAUCGCUUUGACGCACACUUCGGCAAAUUCUUGGACCUCCUGA
Linum trigynum is the source of this 471-nucleotide messenger RNA. The record is from the annotation of a GenBank genome assembly. Lineage: Eukaryota; Viridiplantae; Streptophyta; Magnoliopsida; Malpighiales; Linaceae.